GCCACUCAACUGGUUUGCCGCAGCCCUGGUAAAGGUACUGUGCGCGUUGCAAGUAAAUUUUUGAUUGUCUUGUUUUUGUUAACUUUGCUGCCAUCUGUGGACCCGAGAACCAUUUAUAUUGUAUAUCAAAUUCACAUUGCGCAACAGAACGCGCCUUGACUGAACGCAACGCUGUGCUAUCGCGAUUGAAAACAUGUCCGAGCGUUCCAAAGGUGACGUGUCGUCGUCGUCGUCGCGCGUCAACAACAAUGCAAACCGAAUUGUUAAAAACCCAUUGCUAAGCGCUUCUGUGACGGGUCUCACAUUUGACGACUUUCCCAAUAAGCCGCUCCUGUUGCCAGCAGCGCCUCCCGUGGUGCAUGCACCGCCUCCGCAACCAACGAACGCUCUCAUCGCUGGCAUUCUCAAUCGCGAGUCCAAAACGCUGGUGACUGUUGGACAGUCCUCAAGUAUUGAUGACAACGAAACGCUUGACGAGAUCAAUUUGAACGCCAGCAGCAGCGACGACUCAGCGACUGCAGCAGCAAACGCCUCGAUCAAUCCAUAUUUAAACGUAGGAGAUGGAAAUGCCAAUCCUUUGCUUGAGCCACCAACAAGUACAGACUCAUUGUUGAGCCAGGCAGCUUCCUCCUUUGGAGCGCUACCUUCGGUGGCAUCCAACGUUUUCUCGACCUUCUCGAAACGCAUCUACGCGGGCAACCGGGAGACUGAGGAGCAACAAUCCCAGCCACAAUUGGACAUACAGCCGACUUAUAUACAGCAGGUGGGUCAAGUGCCGCCUCCGGUUGCGCCGUUCUACGCUGCACCACCAACUGCCGUGGGUGAAGCUGCGCCAGAGCCACCGAAAUUCUAUGCGCCCACUGAGCUGCCCCAUCUAGGAGCUGGGCCCUCCUUGCCACCCACAUCAGCGGGACAGAAUACCUAUCGUAUUACCGCCAGAAAGAAACUCUACGCUCCCAUACCAGGUCUCUCCGAGCAACAACAGCAACAACAACAUCACCAGUCAGCUCAACCAGUGGCUGCUCCUUUUCAAACACCACCAUAUCCAGCAACUGCACAGCCAGCGGUUGCAGCAUUUGAGCCACCAGUACCUGCACCACCGGUGCAAGAAGAACGCAAAUCCGGCGGUGGUCUAUUUUCGCUGACCAACUUGGUGCCCACUGGAGUGUUGCAGAAUAUCUCAGGUCUGGUGCAAUCAGCCACUGGCAGAGCCACCAACGAACCGCCAGCUCCUGUUCCAGCUCCUGUCAGCUACAACGCCCCCAAUCCUGGUUACUUUGACAUUAGCACAUCCUCUGGAGCAACAAACUACUUUGCACCAGCUCCAGUUGGUGCUGUUCCCGUUGCUACUGAUUACUUUGUACCCACUGCUGCACCACCCGCAGUCGGUGGUUUCUUUAAUCCUCUUGCGGCUGCUUCUGCUCCAGAGGCAGUUCCUCCACCAUCCGUUGGCGGUUUUUUUAACCCCCUUGCUGAAAACGCAGCUCCUGUUGGAGGCAUCUUUAAUCCUCUUGCUGUAACUUCAGCUCCUGAGGCAGUGCAUCUACCUGCAGUUGGUGGUUUCUUCACGCCAGCAGGAGCAGCACCACCAACGACAGCAGUACCACCACCAUCGGCAGUAGCUCCACCAUCAGCCGUUUCCCAACCACUCUUUGCUCCACAAACGACAGCAGUACCACCACCAUCGGCAGUAGCUCCACCACCAACGGCAGCUCCCCCACAAGCCGUUGCUCAACCACUGCUUGUUCCACCCACGACAUCUGAACCACCGGUUCUUGGUCAGCCCCCAGCAGUAGCUCCACCACAAGUCGUUUCUCAACUGUUUGCUGCACCAACGUCGGUAGCACCACCACCAGCUGUUGCGGCUCCACCCCUAACAGUUGCUGCACAAGCGGCCUUUGCUCAACCAACAGCUCAACCACCACCCAUAGUUGAGACCACCACAGCGCUUGCACCACCUCCUGUGGCAGCAUCAUCUGUGCCACCACCAGCUGCUGGCUUAACAUCCUAUCGCCUGCAAAAGGGCACUCGUCUCUACAAGAGUCCGUUGACAGCCCAAGAAACUGCACCACCAACCGCAUCCUUUGGCCAACAAACGGGUUAUGCGACACCGCCCACAUUGACAGCACCAGCAGCCAUAUUUAAUCCCUUUGGUAACGUCUCGAGCACAGGAGUCGCUCUAUUAGCUCCGACUACAGCUGCAAGUCAGAAGAUUGAAGUAGUUCCAAGUGCCAAUUCCCUCUUCACACCACAGUCUACUAGAGCGGUGGUGCCACCAAACAACGCUUCAUUCUUUGCGCCAAUUGCAGAUCAGGGAGUUUCUCUUCCUCUGCAUCCACCAGCUGCUGCUCAGACGUUCCCUGAUGCAGCUCCGUUUGAAGUAAAGUCAGCUCAAGAAGUUCCACUCUAUGCUGCACCACCAACAAGUGCAUCCAUUCAGGGAGUUCCAUUAUUUUCCAGCUUCACAACUGAAACCACACAGGGUACCAUCGAACCCAAGCUAAAGGAGAACGCUUCCUUAUUUGCCGCACCACAAACAUCUAAAGCAGCAAAUACUUCAGUUGACUUUUUUACCAACUCAACAGCGCCAAGUUCACUUUUCCAGUCGGAGCAAUUAGAGGAGAAGAUCACUCCUGUUUCACAAGCAGAGGAAAAGGAAGUUCCGUCAUCAACUGCUCAAGAAGCAUCUAAAUUUGAGAGUACUCCAUUAUUUGUACCUGUGCCGUCAGCUGAGGGAGUUCCGCUUUAUCCACCCGCUGAGAUCAGCCAGGGAAUUGAUUUAGCUUUAGCUUCAGCUAAUCAGCCAGCUGUUGUGCCACCAACCCUAAACGCCGGCAGUCUCUUUGCACCAGCUGCCACCACAGAAACCCAAAAGGAAUCUACGUUUCCAGCUCAGUUUGCUCAGCCACCACCUGGAAUUGAAGCCACCAGCGUUGCUUUGACAACCCAAACAACAACCACAUUUUUCAAUCCCUUUGCACAGACUAUAACGACGCCGCUACCCCAAGAUUUAUUGCCACCACCUAUAGGAUUCGUGGCACCAGACGUUAAUCAACUAUUUGAGGCACAGACAAUUGAGCCUGUGCUGCCGGAGGCUGAGAAAGUAACAGCUGAAGCAGCACCACCGCCACCACCAACUGCUAGACAGUUAGAUACCACAUUGCAGGCAAAUCCAUUCCGCAGAAGCAGCGAAACAGUUCCCCAUCCUCCAGCUGCUCCUUCCCCAUUGCAAAGCUUCUUUACGCCAGCGGGAAACAGCAGCGACUUUAAUUUCUUUGCUUCACCACCAAAGGAGGACACACCCCAGCCAGCGGUUGGUCAGAUUCCACAGUUACCGCCACAGUUAAGCGUUGCACCACCACCAUUGGCAGCUGAACCACCAGCAACAGUUAAUUCCAUUGCCCAAUCCUCUCACACACUUGGCUUUGAGCAAUUAAUCAGCGAUUCACAGCAAAUUCAAAAUUCCAACGAAAUCGUCUAUCAAAAUUCAAGUGUAAAUUCAUUUUCUGGCUAUUUUGGAGGACCAGGAGAGGUCGCACCACCGCCAACUGCUCAACCCCUACCACAAAUCCAAUUGACAGGCUCCAACUCUGGUAAUUUCUUUGAUCAUUUUGCUGGCGGGGCACAGGGACAGGAGGACCAACGCAUACAGAACUUUUUCAAUAAUCCACCACUGCAGGAUCAACCUGCUGCACCUGGAGAACUCAAAUACGACAUUGUUCACAGUGGUUUGCCUACCAAACACUUCGAGGAACGCUCUCAGACAUCCGUCUCUAAUCUGGUUGAGCCACCAUCCUCAGCCUGCUCGGAUUUCUCCACGGCAACAAAAGGAGCUGUGGUACAGCAAUCACAACAAGAAGUACAACCCGAAAGUCAGCUGGAGGAUUUGCAGAAAUUAUAUCAGGGCGAAUUGCCCGAAGAGAUCCUGCAACAGCUGAGAAUGGCCAACGAAAAGGGACAUGCCAUUGCGCCGCCAGCUAAUUCCGUGGCUUACACACCUGCAUUGCUUCAUUGGUUCUACAAACGCAGUAUCGAUGGAAAAUUUGUGUGGACUCCGUUCAGUCAUUACGACUCGGCGAUGUUGGAGACCAGUCUAACCAGCGAUGAAUCAGAUUCGACUUGCAUUGUUCCCGUUGAGGGCGGUCGCUAUGAUGUCAACAUCAAGGAGCGCACCAAGACGCCCGUUUUCUGGGAGGGCAAAGCUAUUGAGGUGCGUCGCUGCUCGUGGUUCUACAAAGCCGUGGACUCCAAGUACGUACCCUACGCCGAAGAAACAGCAGCAGCAUUAGAAGCUGAAUACAAACGGGCAACGGAAACGGGUGAAUGGCUUAAGAAGAUUCCUCUGGCCAAUGGAGAGCAGGUGACAAUGCACGGUCCCAGCGUUAUUGUCCACUUUAUGCCACCAUCACAUGCGGACACUUGGGGUGGCACCGUUCAGAGUUCAUCGCGUCCGUUGGUCGUCAAACGAGAUUUAAAUGACUUUAAAAUUCAGCAAGGUGAAUCUCAGCGUGUAGAUCAUUUGCUGUUUAUGGUCCAUGGCAUUGGCUCUGCCUGUGAUCUGAAAAUGCGCAACGUCGAGGAAGUUGUUGACGAUUUUCGCCUCAUUGCACAACAGUUGGUGCAGUCGCACUAUAAGAAUUCCACGGACAUGGGUUUGGUGGGUCGCGUUGAAGUGCUGCCCAUUGAAUGGCAUGGACAUUUACAUUCUGAGGAACUUGGCAUCGAUGAGAAACUCAAAUCGAUAACCCUAGAGUCCAUACCAAGAUUACGGCACUUCACAAAUGAUACGCUACUUGAUGUGCUAUUCUACACAAGUCCCAAGUAUUGUCAGAAGAUCAUGAACACAGUGGCCGAUGCAUUGAAUGAGGUCUAUUUGAAAUAUCGCAUGAGACAUCCCGAAUUCAACGGUGGCGUCUCCUUGGCUGGCCACAGUCUGGGCUCUUUGAUACUCUUCGAUCUGUUGUGUCAUCAGGAGCCGCUCAAGGAAAGCGAAGAAGAAAAUAAGGAGAAUCCCGAUCAGCUUCCGCAGAAACAUAACCUGAGCGCGGAGCCCAAACAUGUGCAACUGCCUAACAAUGAUCAAAUGCUGCCCAAGCAGGUCAGCUAUGCAAUGGGUCUGGGACCGGCAGGAACUGGACAGCCUGUAAUUAACUACACACAGUUGAUUUUCCAUCCCAAGAAGUUCUUUGCUCUGGGAUCACCCAUUGGCAUGUUUGUGACCAUUCGUGGGAUUGACAAGCUUGGUCUCGACUUUCGACUACCUACAUGUCCUGGCUUCUACAAUAUAUUCCAUCCUUUUGAUCCGGUUGCGUAUCGUAUUGAAGCACUGGUCAAUCCAGAUAUGAAAGGCAUCCGACCGGUGUUGAUACCACAUCACAAGGGACGCAAGCGCAUGCAUCUCGAACUGAGGGAGACCAUGACACGUGUGGGAGCGGAUAUUAAGCAAAGAUUUAUGGACACAUUCAAGACCACAUUGGACAGCGUUCACUUUCUGUCCACAGUCACUAAAGUUAAGAAGGAAGCCGAGGAGUCUCUGGCAAAGACCAAGGCAAAGAACUCAUCACAGGAAUUCCAUAAGCAAGCUGAGGAACAAGAUGAAUCAUCAGUUGCCACCACAUCGUCGCAUGCCCGCAAUCGCACCGAUUCAGAGUCGACAACAAACUCAGAUCCUGAAUUUAUUGAAUUAGAUUUUCCACUGGGCAAACUAAACGACUCAAAACGCGUUGACUACGUGCUGCAGGAGGCGCCACUGGAGUUCAUCAACGAGUAUAUAUUCGCUCUGAGUAGCCACGUCUGCUACUGGGCCUCCGAGGACACCAUUCUGUUUGUGAUGAAGGAAAUCUAUGCCGGUUUGGGCAUUAGCACCGAUAGCCAGGUACCGCAGCAAUCCAUGACCAUUGAGAGGCCAAACUCACGUAAUAACAGUGUCAGUCAGUCGAUGUUGCCGAUGUGAGUUGACAAUUAGGACACACUGUUCGUUAUAGCUCGUUAUCGUCUAUUACAUCCUAUAAUUAUUACAAAUAUUUAGUGACAAUUUAUUUAACUAUGUUAUUUGUUAGCAAAAUCAUACAAAGAAUUUUUAAAAUGUGCAACUCUAACUUGGUUAAUGGUUUUAACAAAUUAAGAAGCCUUGCGUUAGCAGAAAACAAUCCGCAAAGGAUCACUGUUUGAGAAGCUUAACAGACAAUUUAUAAACUAAAAAUGUUUUUGUACACUAUAUAUUUAUACUGCAUAUCUACUAUGUGCUGUUAUUCUUUUUGUAAUAUUGCGUUUAUAAUAUGACUUUGUAAUUUUUAUGAGCGUAUGCUAAAUAUAAAAGUGUAUGUCCAACAA
Molecule: messenger RNA, 6333 nt
Organism: Drosophila innubila
Lineage: Eukaryota; Metazoa; Arthropoda; Insecta; Diptera; Drosophilidae
Gene: PAPLA1
Product: nascent polypeptide-associated complex subunit alpha, muscle-specific form
Exons: 9
Coding region: 194-5953 (1919 amino acids)
Cellular component (GO): COPII-coated ER to Golgi transport vesicle
Molecular function (GO): metal ion binding
Source: RefSeq, a predicted model, not a curated record